UGUUCCGAGGUCGGUAACUAAGUGUCAGUAGUCAGAGUCGACCCGAGUGGAGGAUCAGACCGAACGAGCACUAUGAUCGAGCAUCGGAGGAGCGUGACCCUAUUGGCCCUGCUGCCUUUUCUGCUCUCAGUCGAGGCGACUACCCUUUUGGGGGCGCCACCGUGCCCCGAUCCUCACGGAGUUUUCGCGUAUGCCCACCCAGAGAAUUGCAACGCCUUCUUCCUCUGCACGAACGGCACCCUGACCCUCGAGUACUGCGAGAACGGAUUACUUUUCGACGGGCAUGGCGCCGUGCACGAUCACUGCAACUAUCACUGGGCCGUCCAUUGCGGGGAUCGCAAGGCUGACCUGACACCAAUCAGCAGUCCUGGAUGCAAAUAUCAAUUCGGCCUUUACCCUGCGAGCGACGCCUGCAGCACCACCUAUAUCAGAUGCGCCCAUGGCCAUCCUAACGAGGAUCACUGCGACGCGGGAUUGGUCUACGACGCGAAGAGUCACAAUUGCGUCUGGCCCGAUCAACUGUUGCCCUACUGCAAUCCGGAGGAAAUAGUCGGCUUCAAGUGUCCUCACAAAGUGCCUUCCCACAGCGCUGCCGCCAAGUUCUGGCCCUACCCAAGAUUCCCCGUACCCGGAGAUUGUGGAAGAUUGAUCACCUGCGUCGACGGUAAUCCACGUUUACUUACCUGCGGUGAUGGAAAACUCUUCGAUUCCGUGAGCCUGAGCUGUCUGGACCCUGAUGAAUUGCCCCACUGUGCCAACAACAAUCUUUAAAUCACAUUCGUCGUCGAAUUCUGCAAAUUUUCUGGGAUCAUCGUUUCGCUCAUUAAUGUUAAAAAUAAUUAAGAGUAAUUUAAUUCUCUAUCAAUUUAAAAGGAAACAGGAUACAUAUUCCUUCUGAAUUAUUACUUUAAAUUUUGAUCAUUCAUUGUUGUAACCGUCCAAUUGAAACGAUUGUUCUUCCAUAACCGUGGAAAAUUAUUUUUCUAUAAUUUAUUCGCAAAAAUUUAUUCGUACGUUCUAAGUGAAAAAGUAUUGCUACAAAGAACAACGAUGUGUACAACGAGUAUUCGAAUAAAAAACGUUGUCGCGUGUACAAAAAAA
This is a messenger RNA of Apis mellifera (honey bee), 1101 nucleotides long. RefSeq names its product cuticular protein analogous to peritrophins 3-D (gene Cpap3-d). The record is from RefSeq and is marked validated. NCBI's taxonomy places the organism in Eukaryota, Metazoa, Arthropoda, Insecta, Hymenoptera, Apidae. Gene Ontology annotation, molecular function: chitin binding. Gene Ontology annotation, cellular component: extracellular region.